Hibiscus syriacus is the source of this 1355-nucleotide messenger RNA. RefSeq lists its product as uncharacterized. Bases 299 to 1195 code for a protein of 298 amino acids. The transcript has 9 exons. The record is from RefSeq and is a predicted model, not a curated record. Lineage: Eukaryota; Viridiplantae; Streptophyta; Magnoliopsida; Malvales; Malvaceae.
CCCCCAAAGAAAACAAAUUGAAGAGAAACGGUGAUGAGAGAAGACGGACAGGAGGAACAAAGAAGGAAGCUUUGGGGUUUUCAUAUACAAGCAAGAAAAAAAAUAUUAAAUGUUUUCAGAAAAAUUAAUCAUAUACCAGCGCGCGGGAAGUGGGCAGGGGCGCAGGGAGCAGCCCAUGGGACAAGCCCAAGCAAGCAAGCAGGAUAGGUAUUUCCAGCGCUGAAGGGAUGGAAUUUGUUAUCGACAAGGAAGCUGCCAUGGUUUCUCAAACCAUCCGUAACAUGCUUACUUCUCCAGGAUGCUUUGCGGAGGUGGAGCAUUUGGAAAGAAUUCCAUGAGUUGUAGCUCUAGGAGAUACUUCUUUUGGGAGGAAGGAAGAGCGAUAACGAAAGAGAUUGGAGCAGGGACCAUAACACCAUGGAGAGCGCUUGAUGAAAAAGUUUUUGCCAUCAAUGCUUGGAAACUGAAUCGGAAGCUUGUGCAUAUAAGCAUUGGGCUACUUUUCAUGCUUUGCUGGCCAUUAUUCAGUUCUGGGUAUCGUGGAGCAAUUUUAGCAGCUGUUACGCCUGGCAUCAAUAUUAUACGGAUGUUUCUUGUAGGUUCUGGAAUAUGGAAAGAUGAAGCCACUGUGAAGUCAAUGAGCAGAUAUGGGGACUACAAGAACUUCUUAAAGAACCACUCUAUUAUUCUGCAACAAUUACUUUGGCUUGUGCACUUUACUGGAGUACUUCACCAAUUGCAAUUGCUGCAAUAUGCAACCUUUGUACUGGAGAUGCAUGCUGUUGUGUUCGUGGACGGAGAUCAGUAUUAUGGUGCAAAGGCAAGCUUAAACAUGUGGGCUCCUGAUCUGACUAAUGAAUACGAUUUUAGUUUCUCACAGAUAUGGAUAAUCUCUGGUUCUUUUGGCAAUGAUCUUAAUACCAUUGAAGCUGGUUGGCAGGUUAGUCCUGAACUAUAUGGAGACAAAUACCCUAGGUUCUUCACAUACUGGACGACUGAUGCAUACCAAGCCACUGGAUGCUACAACUUGCUUUGCUCUGGGUAUAUGCCUAUUACAGCCUUGAUCAUGAAUGAAGUGGUGACAAACGAUUCCGAAGCAUUGCUCCGAACAACAGGCUUGAGAAACGACAUCGUUCCUUCCGACAGUUCCUCGAUCAGCAGUAUUAGAGGUGGAGCAACGCCAGAGGAUUUCUGAAGCUUUAAAAGCAUUGUCUAAAACUGGCCUCUGAAAGUUGCUGUUUAGAGCAUGAAAUGGUAGUUUAAUCUCCAUGUUGCAAAUAAAAAUUAUUGUUAAGUACCUUUUUCAAAGCUAUAAAAGGAAUGGGAAUUUUCCAUGUCCAAUAGUAUUAUAUAUU